UCCACACAACGCAGCAGUCGACUCAGCACACACAGGUGGAGGAUGGGAAUGGGUCAUGAUCAGGAGGAGUUUUCUCUGAGUGGACUUGUACGACCUGCAUUGUUGUAGAGUCCUUCGCGCUGGAUUAUGCUCUGCAUCCUGAUCUGCGGCUGUCACCACUUCCACUGAGUUUGCAGAAUCUAUAUCAUUUUAUUUUCUCUGCUGGUCAUUGCAUUCUUUACUGAAUGCAAACAUCGUCAUGUUCAUCAGAACGACUUUUCUCCUCUACUUUGUGGUCUCACUCACUAAACGUGUUCGUUGCAUGGAAAGUGAACUUUGUUUCCCAGUUAGAUUGGAUAACCACAACCAUGACAGGAGGGAUUUUGACAACGAUGUGGGUAUCCUUAAGGGAAACUCUCUCCUAAAAAUACGAGCUUUCCAGCAGGAAUUAGUGAUUGAUUUACAUCAAGACUCUAAUUUCAUUGCUCCUUCCAUUUCUAACCAAGACGCAGUCUGGGUCUCCAACUCCGAUGUCACCACUGACCUAAGCCGGUGUUUCUACUCCGGAUAUGUGAAUGAUGACCGCUAUUCUUAUGCUGCUUUGAGCCUCUGUAAGGGUGUACACGGUGCGUUUGGCUUUCAAGGAUGGGAAUAUUUUAUCAGCCCGGUGCAAAAUGACACCGCAAGCGCACAAAGCGCUCACAUCAUACGGCGCAGACCCAGCAACAACCUGAAGCCCAAUUCAGCUUCUAGGUGCGCAGUGGACAGCGACUUAAGUCUCCAGGUUGCGCAAUCGCUGGAGAAGUACAAGCGACUAAAAGACAACAGCAAUGUGACCGAAACGAUGCUGAGGAGGAUGGGGAGAGCCAAAAGGUUCGCUUCAGUCCCUAGAUACGUGGAGACGCUCGUGGUGGCGGACGAGUCCAUGGCGCAGUUCCAUGGAGACGACCUGAAACACUACCUCUUGACACUGAUGUCAGUGGCAGCGAGGCUCUACAAACACCCCAGUAUUCUGAACUCCAUCAGCAUAGUAGUUGUGAAGAUCGUGAUUAUAACCGAGGAGGACAAAGGACCCAAGGUGUCCGGCAACGCAGCCAUGACGCUGCGAAACUUUUGCACCUGGCAAAAAAAGAUGAACAAAAACAGCGACAAGCAUCCAGAUUACUGGGACACAGCGAUCCUUUUCACUAGACAGGACCUGUGCGGUGCCUCCACCUGUGACACUCUUGGUAUGGCGGAUGUUGGCACCAUGUGUGACCCCAAGAGGAGCUGCUCUGUGAUCGAAGACGAUGGCCUGCCUUCAGCCUUCACCACUGCCCAUGAGCUUGGACACGUGUUCAACAUGCCACAUGACAAUGUGAAGGCCUGUGAGGACGUGUUUGGGAAACUGCAGGACAACCACAUGAUGUCUCCAACGCUUAUUCAGAUCAACCGCACCAGCCCCUGGUCCCCCUGCAGUGCUGCCAUCAUCACUGAAUUUUUGGACAGCGGGCAUGGGGAAUGUUUGCUCGACCAACCUCAGAAACCGCUGACCCUUCCUGACUUGCUGCCGGGAACAUCCUACAUCCUGGACCGUCAGUGUGAGCUCGCUUUUGGAGAAGGCUCCAAGCCAUGUCCCUUCAUGCAACCACCAUGUGGUCGUCUGUGGUGCACAGGAAAGUCCAAUGACCAUUUGGUGUGCAUGACUCGGCACUUCCCCUGGGCAGAUGGCACCCACUGUGGGGAUGGACAGGUGUGCGACCGAGGCGUCUGCUCUGACAAGCAGGUCCAAAAUGUGAAGGUGGACGGCCGCUGGGGUAAGUGGGGGCCAUUCGGUUCCUGCUCGCGCACAUGUGGAGGCGGCGUUCAACUGUCUAAAAGGGAGUGUAACAACCCAGUUCCAUCAAAUGGGGGUAAAUACUGCCAAGGGGUUCGGGUCAAAUACCGCUCCUGCAACCUGAACCACUGCCCUGACACAGGCAAAACUUAUCGUGAAGAGCAGUGUGAGACCAGUGGCCGCAAUUUCAACAGUAACCGUAUCGCUUCCUCUGUGGUGUGGGUACCAAAGUACUCUGGAGUGUCCCCUGAUGACAGGUGUAAACUCAUCUGCAGGGCUAAUGGCACUGGCUACUUCUACGUCCUGGCACCCAAGGUUGUUGAUGGGACUCCAUGUUCCCCAGACUCCACAGGAAUAUGUGUCCAAGGAAAAUGCAUCAAGGCUGGCUGUGAUGGAAAAAUUGGCUCCACCAAGAAGUUUGAUAAGUGUGGAAUCUGUGGAGGUGAUAACAAGGGCUGCAAGAAGGUGUCAGGACUCUUCACAAAGCCUGCGCACGGCUACAACUUUGUGGUCAUGUUGCCGGUGGGUGCAGCCAACAUAGACAUCCGUCAGCGAGGCUACAAGGGAAUGAUGAGUGAUGACAACUAUUUGGCUGUGAAGAACAGCGAGGGCCAUUACCUGCUCAACGGGAACUACGUUGUAUCCGCUGGGGAGAGAGACAUCAUUGUGAAGAGCAGCCUGCUGCGCUACAGCGGCACAGCUGGUCUCUCCGAGACCCUGCAGGCUGUGAAGCCCUUGGGAGAAGCCCUGACUGUGGAGGUGCUGUGCGCAGGCAAGAUGACACCUCCUCGAAUCCGAUACUCCUUCUACCUUGCCCGUCAACCAAAGGAGGACAAGACUCCGAAGAAGGAGCAUAUAAACUCCCAUAACAGUGUCCUGGCUGAGGAUAGUGUCAAGGAGAAGGGAGGAGACACUCUUAAGUCUUACAGCAAGGAGGAUCCUGCUCUUGGGAAAUGGAUAUCCGGGGGCUGGGACGCGUGCUCAGUGACCUGUGGCAGUGGUAUCCAGAGGAGGAUGGUGCAGUGUCUGAGACCGGACGGGAAGCCGGGAUUGGACUGCGAUUCUUCACAAAGACCCUCAGCCACGAGGGCUUGUGGAGACCCAUGUCCUGAGUGGCAUAUUGGGGAGUGGUCACCUUGCUCCAGAACCUGCGGGAAGGGCUUCAAGAGACGACCAUUGCACUGUAAAACCCAACCUGGGCAUCUCCUCCCAAGGGACCACUGCAUUGGCAUACGUAAACCACAGGAGCUGGACUUCUGUAACCUAAGGCCUUGCUAGUGACUAUAACCAAUAAACUACAAAAUUUUGUCUGAAUUGAAUGCAUCUGCAAGUACUACACACACCGUCAGGUGCAGAUUUUUCCACCUGCCUCAUGCGACUGUUAGAGGAUGACGGACACUUGCUUGGAAGAACAAUGAGAAUAUUGGAAGGAGAGUGAAAGCCACAGGAUGAAUGCUGGAACAUAUUUUCACUGCCAUCACUCUGACUUCAAAAGACAUUAUCCAGAUCUAACUCUGAUGGUAAAAUAACAUAAUAGAAGGUCAAAUGAAAUUUUAUUUGAAUCCCUUGUACUGUCAGCAGAUACAGAAUACCCAUUUGCAAAUAAUUAAUCUGGUUUACCAAAAAAAUGGGAUUAUAAAAUGGGAUCCUAGUCUGGAUUCCAUUUUAUGUCAUAAUAUUUGCAGGUUUCAAAGUUUUACUUGGAUCUUGCAAAUACAUCAGUGAAGCUCACUGGUUGUUCAAAAAAAAAAUAUAUAUAUAUACUCCAUUCAUUUUUCAAAGAGAAAAUGACACGUAUAACUUUCUACCAGCUGGUCUAAAAUGUAAUGCCCAUGUGCUGCACGUCAUUUUAUACAGAGAAGGACAUUUUGUGCCUUGCAUACCCAUCUUUCAGUUUUUUGUUGUUGGUUUUUUUUUUUUUUUUUGUAAAUCCUGGAAUAGAUUCAGAAAUGAAACAGAUUUACUGAUGUAUGCUAGUUUCAACAUAUUUGGCAUGCUGUUCUUGCAUCCUUUAUCCAAUCCAAAUAUAUAUUUUUAAAUCUGUUGGAAAACAGCUGUAGCAAUCCAAGCUGAUGGAACAAAUGAUAGAUUCCUACAGUACACUUUAUCAUUUUUUACAUGUUUUGCUCCUAGAACUUUCAAAGAAACAAACUAGAGACCAUCUUGAGAUGGAAUUCCUCCAGCCACAAUGGCCGUCAACAUGUUGAUGCUCCAACCCUUAAACUACUGAGAACUCAGUGGUUUUUACUAUAUUUUUAUGUGAGUUCUCUGUAUUCAUGAGUUGGACCACACCCAUCUUCAAACUCUGUCUUCAUUUUGAUCUCAACUACACACCUGUAAAGUUUUGGGACUGCAUCUUGUGUGGUUGUGACACUAUCGCGUUGACAAAAUCUGUCCACACCCAGACAGACAGACAGACAUUUAAACACCUGCCAUAGUACUCAAAACUGCCUCUGUGGUAGUUCCUGCUACGAUAGGUGUCUUCAGGACCACAUUUUGCCAUGAUCACACACACAAUACCAGCCCUGCUGUCACAUCUGGUAACAGUAAUGAUGUAAUGAAGGAGGGCAUCUUCACAGUGCUCUCCUUCAAAACUUGAAGGAAACCUCCUGCCUUGUAUAUGCUGAUUUUCUGCAGACCUCACUCAGCACCAGUCAUGGAAAUAGUUUAAACUACAAUCCGAGGUUACGCUGGUGGCUUUCAUGACAGAUCAAACUAAACAACGCAGGGCAGGAAACAAUGACCAAUGGUUUUCCCCCCUGUCAGCUGGUAUGGCCGGUAGCUCAGUGAUUUCAUCAGGCUACAUCCGACACAACAUUGCUCAUUUGAGAUAUGGGAUUACCCUGAUAUCUCACACAUAUACACACUCACGUGCAUGCACAUACACACAUAUAUAUUGUGUUCAGUUCCUGCCCUCUGUGUUCCACAUGUUUGAUUGCUUCCUUCGUUUGACCACAACAGUUGUCUCCUCAGUUCAUAGUGUUCAGCCAGUUGUGAAGCCUGUUAAGUCAUGCCUGUCUGGCACAGUUACCACAGAUAAUUUAUUAUCAACGAAAUGAUAAAGCAGAGAGGGGAAGAAAAACUGGCAAGCCCUCUGUUACUGUACAGAAUAUGUGUUUUCCUGGAUCUCCUUGUUCAUGGCCCCACAGCCUGAGCCAAGAUGUUCUCUCUACAAACUCAAUGAAAUCCUGUAAUCCAUUAUAUUCUUGUUUUGUUUCUUAUGGGGCCACAUUGUCCAGUCCAACAUCCAACUACAGGAUGGAUCCUGCAUCAGUUGGAUUCCUAUUUUUAUUUUUUUUUAAUCAGCUUUUGCACUUUGUAUAGCAAAAGAAACCAAUGACCUACAGGGGCUGUACUGUAUACUAUGUAUACAUUUAUUCAGCUCUGUGCAAGAAAUAAUGUAAAUACUUCUUUAAUCAUUUUUUACACAGGCAUUUGUAAUUGUCUUUGACUUCAGAAUAUUUAUUCCAAAAAUAAAGCCAUUAAUGAACAGCUA
Molecule: messenger RNA, 5291 nt
Organism: Toxotes jaculatrix (banded archerfish)
Lineage: Eukaryota; Metazoa; Chordata; Actinopteri; Toxotidae
Gene: adamts15a
Product: ADAM metallopeptidase with thrombospondin type 1 motif, 15a
Exons: 8
Coding region: 239-3073 (944 amino acids)
Biological process (GO): extracellular matrix organization; proteolysis
Molecular function (GO): metalloendopeptidase activity; zinc ion binding
Source: RefSeq, a predicted model, not a curated record